Messenger RNA from Aspergillus japonicus CBS 114.51, 1074 nucleotides. RefSeq lists its product as uncharacterized. The coding region runs from base 1 to 1074 and encodes 357 amino acids. The record is from RefSeq and is a predicted model, not a curated record. The transcript is spliced from 3 exons. Lineage: Eukaryota; Fungi; Ascomycota; Eurotiomycetes; Eurotiales; Aspergillaceae.
AUGUGUCCUGAUAUCAAUUCUUUGCCUGCUUCCCCAUCGCCUCAUACCCGUACUUCCUCUUCCCCGCAUCGCCAACGGGCUGUGUACGACCCCUUGCAUCUGCAGAAUUCUCCGUCGGGUUUCUCCUUUCUCAGUCUGGCCACCAUGAAUAACAAUCCCAACAGCCACUUGGGCGAUCCCAAUCAUGCCGUUGCCACUGAGCUGCCUCAUCGGCCUGCUCCGAUUUCCAGUACUCGUUCGGGAAUCUCAGGUCCGGAACGACGCCGGUCCGCCGCCGGGUCCAACUCAAUUCUGAACAGCAACAACAACAACAGCAACAGCAAUGGCAACGCUAGUGAGUCGGUGUCUGGCGAAUCCCCGCUUGCCCCUCCCGACCAUCGCUCCUCGUUGAGCCACAAUGCACUGCGCACCUCUAGUUCCUCCAGUCUCGGAGGCAGUCCAAUCAUCGCCUUGGGGGACCCGCAUCACCAGCGCGCACCCUCGUUGGGGGAACUCCAUCAGGAAUUAGAACAGGAGCAGGAAGCACAGGUGAAUCGACUGCUGCAGAUGAUCCGUAGCCAGCAGACUCAAUUGCACCAACUCCAGCAGCAGCAACAGCUCUCGCACCCAUCGUCCGGCACGGCAGUGGUCGACGACGCUGCCGUCCCCUUUCCCCCGGUUCCUCCGCACCCCGCCUCCGGUAGUCGGGCAUCGACCCAAUUAGCGUCCUCUCUGUCGAGUCGGCGCCCCUCCCGGCCCUCCAGUCAAGCCGGUUCACCCAGCCUGCGUCCCCGCGCUGAUUCGUCACGCGGCCCGGAGGGAAUGGAGUGGGUUGGGGGCAUUGGGGAGAGUCCUGUCCGGCGGGGAAGCAGGGAUGAAAGUGCCUUCUACCAGGCUGAGGCGGCUAUGCUGACCCGGGAGAAUCAGAUGCUGCGACAGCGCAUUCGCGAGUUGGAACGCCAAGUCAACGAACUCACUGUUGGUGCCCAACCGCUUGACCGUUCUGCACUCUCGCACAGCCAGGACACCGACAAUGCCGGUCUUCAGGAGCCGGCGGGACGAGGAUCGGCAAGCGACUUGUCGGACAAGACAUAA